Molecule: messenger RNA, 1993 nt
Organism: Zerene cesonia (dogface butterfly)
Lineage: Eukaryota; Metazoa; Arthropoda; Insecta; Lepidoptera; Pieridae
Product: esterase FE4-like
Exons: 3
Coding region: 297-1943 (548 amino acids)
Source: RefSeq, a predicted model, not a curated record
GGCCGGCCGCAGCGCUGACGCAAUACACGUCAAGUGUGGUUUUACUGUGAUAAAUCACAAAAAAUGUACAAUAACCUGCGCCAACAUUAAUAAACACGAAAAAAAACUUUACAAACAUGUAUUUCGUCAGCAAUCGAGUCAUUUCAAGAUAAUUAAAUGAUGUAAAAAUUCAUAAAAAAGUGCAAAUCAGUGAACAAUAAUAACAUAACCUAAAAACUUAACCUUGUCCAUUCCGCGUUCAACUAUAGUUACUUCGUGAAUCGUAUUUUCAAUGAUUAUGUGAUUAAGUCGUUAAAAUGAAGUACAGAAAGAAACUAGUGUUGUUUUCGUUGUUUUUGAUGAAUUUAGUGGAUCAGCCGGCUCCCGAGGUGGAUAUUGAACAGGGGAAAUUGGUCGGUAAAGUGAGUGGGGAUGGGUCGUUUUUCGAAUACAUUGGCAUUCCGUACGCGACAACCAAUAGCAGCACGCGCUUCAAGGCACCUGGCCCACCUCCGAGAUGGGCAGGCGUGUUCCAAGCCAUCACCGCCGACAUGUGCCCCCAAAUUAGCCUCCUUGGAAGAGUAGUCGGCUCAGAAGACUGUCUCAAAAUAAACGUAUACGUACCCGCCCUCGCGAGGCGACCGUUGAAGGUUAUGGUCUUUAUCCACGGUGGCGCCUUCAUCUUAGGCAGUGGCGGUAAACUUAUCUAUGCCCCACAUUUCUUUAUGAAGAAAGAUGUCAUUCUAGUCACUUUUAAUUAUAGACUUGGAGCUUUAGGCUUCAUCUGCCUCGGAACCAAGGAUGCGCCAGGCAACGCCGGUCUAAAAGAUCAAAUAGCAGCUUUAAAAUGGGUGAAAAAAAAUAUCGCUGCCUUCGGCGGAGAUCCCCACGACAUAACUCUAUUUGGUGAAAGUGCUGGCGCCACCUCAGCAUCGGUGCUAUUAGCGAGUCCUAUUACUGAAGGAUUGUUCACAAAGAUUAUCAUGCAGAGUGGAAAUUCUGUAUCAAACUGGGCCAUUAAUAGGAAACCGGUUUGGAAAGCCAGUCUGGUAGCGAAGAAGAUGGGCUUCGACUCAGAGGAUCCUCAUGAGUUAUACGAAUUCUUCAAGACAGCAGAUUAUAGAGAUCUCGUGUCGGUUCCUCCCGGCACGCCCGAUGAUUUAUUUUUUGAUACGCAACUCCUACACCUGCCGUGUGUGGAAGAAGAAAUACCUGGAGAAGAAGCGGUAAUCACCGAUCUACCUUAUAAUCUAUUGUCACAAAACGUUAAGAAUAUACCUGUUAUCCACGGGACUAAUUCUAAAGAAGGAAUGUUCCUAACAUCAGAAGAUGACGGAUCGGUAGACAAGAGAAAUGGAAUGUAUAUAAUUGCGAGUGAUUUGCGUUUCUCGUCAGUGGAAGAAGGGAUGACCGUGUCGCGGAGGGCGCAGGAGUUCUACUUCGGUGACGAACCGAUAAGUUUGCAGAAGAUAGACAAUGUGACAGAUCUAUACACAGACUUGUACUUCGAAGUGCCCGCGAUCAUGGAGACGGAACUUUUAUUGAAUAGGACUACUUCUCGGGUGUUUAAUUACAUUUUUAAUUACUCUGGUGGCAGGAACUUUUUGAAGCAGCGCUCUGGGCGCGGCCACGAGCCCGGCGCCUGCCACGCUGAUGACCUGUUCUACUUGUUCGACUCAGCGCUUACGCCUUUUCCAAUCAGUAGUCAAGAUUGGCUUAUGAUUGAUACAAUGACAACAAUGUGGGCUAACUUUGCUAAAUAUAGUGACCCGACACCAAAUUCCCAAAAGCUGCCUUACAAAUGGCUGCCGAGUGAAAAAAAUAACUUGAGAUUUUUAUACAUUGAUGAUAAGCUCAAAAUGGGACCCAUGCCUCACCUGGAGGCCUACGCGAUGUGGAAGGACAUUUAUACGAAAUACCGCAAAACGAAUGUAAAGCAGCCCUCUAUUGGCCCUGUGACUUGAUAACUUUGGGAGUAAACAAUAAUAGACAUAGGAAAAUAAAGUGUUCGCGG